Lytechinus pictus (painted urchin) is the source of this 5342-nucleotide messenger RNA. RefSeq names its product protein C3orf33 homolog. The transcript is spliced from 6 exons. The record is from RefSeq and is a predicted model, not a curated record. Lineage: Eukaryota; Metazoa; Echinodermata; Echinoidea; Temnopleuroida; Toxopneustidae. Bases 317 to 1225 code for a protein of 302 amino acids.
AUAGUAACACCGCCACCUUUGAAAGCUAGGACAGAGGAUUCUCUUGACUUACCGUACCGUACCUGUGACCGCCGACGAUCGCCGCGGAAUUUUAGUACGAGAGGCGAGUGUCGCAGCGGCGGCAAUUAAGCGUCUGCUAGCGUUGCUUUCUUGUUACAGAUGCUAAAUUCGGAAGAAGCCGGAAAGCUUAGCAGACUCUGAGGCUUAUUUUUGAGAAGGUGAAUUUCUCGUCAGAGCAAGAAGAGGAAUCCAUAGCCAAUUGGAACAUUAAAAAAGAAGAGGACUUGUGAAGUCUGAUGAUUAACCCACCUCUCCCAUGGCGUCAAAAGAAUCGUCAUCGUUGCAAUCACCCCUGCCUUUAACUCCAUCAUCAAAGACAUGCAAAUCUCUGGUAGCAACACAACCUGCUCGUUUGGUAGCCAUGGAAACAAAUGAACCAUCAUCUCAUCAGCCAAUGAACAUCUUUGGACAAGUCACAGAUUUCUUAGAUCGUCACUUACAAUCUCUGAGGAUUGGUGUUGCUCUGAUUGGGGUGACGGGUUUGGUUCUCAUAGGAAGAAGCAUUAGAAUGAUGAAGAUGUUCCGCUCUGUGUCCGAUAUACCAGAAGAGUUUAUCAGAAAGCAGAUGACCCUUAGAGGAAAGGUCAGAGGUCAUGAGGGUCAUCACAUUAUGGUUGAACAUCUUCCUAUUGUCCAAGGAAUGAAAGGAAGGAUCAAAGGACAUCAAGAUUCUCUGUUAUCUGUAUGUCUAGCAGGAGUCAAUAUUUCUGAGGCUGGUUUGACCAACCUGGUCACAUUGAUUCCUCUUGACUCCAUUAUCUGGUUCAGACUACUCGCCGUGAAUGAGCAAAAACAACUAGAAUGCAUCGUCAAAAGGAGAAAGAACCUGUUCUCAUUGAUGGUGAAUGAGACACUGGUAAAGCAAGGCUUUGCUCAAGUCAAGCCAGCCCACCCAUCGAUGGCUCUCCACCCAACGACAGUCAAGCUAAUCCAAAGACUAUCCAAGGCAGAGCUCUACGCCGAGAAAAAGUCCAAAGGAAUCUGGGCCAAGCCACCUCUCAGGGAGAGAAUGAACGAGGAAAUCGGAGAGAUGAAGGAUGGAUUGAAGGAAAGAACGGUAUCCACCUUGAAGCCUCUGUCAGCAGGCGUGAAUGCUGUUAAAUCGGUAAAAGCAAGGUUGGGUGCAUUGGUCAGGUGGCCUAAGAAGGGUUCAAAGAAUGGUUGACUCUACCUCUGGCAGAUGAACCUCUUCAGGAGCUUUGAAAGUGAUCUAUAUCCAGGGUGGAUUCUACUGCUAUCUCUCCCCUGAUUGUAGGAGAGAUUGGUUUUCAACAUGAAGACAUGAAGCUAACAUGGCUGCUGUUAGGUCAACAUAAUUGGUUAUGUUAUAAAGGGUUGGUGCAGUCAUCAACUGGCCCCCAUAAGGCCCGAAUUCUCGAAAGGUGGCUAACUUUAAUAGCCCAUGGGGGAUAGUUAGUCCAGUCGGGCUAAGUUAGCCACCCUUUGAGAAUUCUUGCCUUUGAGUUCAAAGAAUUGUUGAAUCAUCAUCGAGCAGAGGGGGCUCGUCAAUAGCUGCCAUGCUAGUGGUAGUCCAUACUGUUAGUCCAUAAAUACCUCUAUUCCUGAGGACAGCCAUUCAUAACUUGUAAUUUCCUAUACAAAAAGAUCAACGAGCCAUAUAUGCAUGAUGCCCUAAGGUCUGGGGGAAAUAUGAAGAUUUUGUAAACCCACCUCUACUUUCACUCUUCAAAGUAACUUUAUUAAUCUGUAUCAUGAAAAAUUAUGAAGUUUUGAUAAUUUAUGGAAAGGCUCUUGCUUUCAUGUCAUUUAAUUCACAAUGCAUUUGUAUUCUAUUUCAAGCAUCUUGGUUGUUCUAUUCAAUAAAUUGUGGAUGUAUUCUAAAAGAAAAGAUGUUCUUUCAAAAAAAAAUAAUAACUAUUUUAUGUUAACAUUGGAUUAGAUUUGAUUAAAUUCUUUGUUGGUCUACAUCUGAAACAGACAAAUUUGGCUUCCAAAAAUAACCAAAUACAAUAUACGGUACCGGUGGUUAGAGAAAUAAAUGAUAAAUUCUUAGGUUGAUAACGGUAUUGGUUAUUUAAUUUGGAUAUACCAAGAUGAUGGCGACACAUGAAAUUUUUAUUCUAUACAUCAUUUUGUAAAAUGAGCUGGGGAGAACUGGGAUUGAUUUUUUUAAUGGACUAAAUGUCAUCUUUCUUGCCUUGUUGUUUAGACCUGCAUGAUGACAUGUAUUUUUGUUGUGUGAAUUCAUUGUACUUUUCAUCUCUCUUCCAAUCAUUAGACUUUGAAAAUAUUUUCCUUUGUUCAGGUCAGUGUGUAGUUAUAUAUAUGGACAUCCAGCCGCAAUACCCUUAAUAUGAAAUGAAAACUUUCUAAAUCAUCCUUUCAUGAAUUGAAUAGGAAAUAAUAUGAGACUUUUUGUGAAAAAAUUAAAGGGAAUUAAACCCAAACGAUUUUUUGUAUAGGUGAAAAAUAAAAAAGAUCAGAAAUUAGGUCAUCAUGACAUCACUUGAACCCACAAUCACAACAAUGUACUAAUUCAGCCAAUGGUUUUUAAUUUGUGGUUUAAAUUUUGGAUAGACAGAUGUGUUCCUUUAAUCACCCCAAUUUCAGUCUUUUGAUUGAAUAAUCCAAACAGUAAUCACAAUAAGACUCAGAUUUUAAUAUAUUGAGUGCUCCAGAAGGUUGAUGAAUGAAAAAUAUGGCUGGAGAUUUGUGUUACAUUUUGGCCGCCAAUAGGACACAAUGUAAAAACAUUCAAAAUGAAUAUGAAUGAAUGACUUUUCUUUGCAAUACAAUCACUUUUAUUUAUAUUCUCUUCUCACCAUAAUAAAAAUAAACAAAUAAAAUAGAAUAGGAUGUGUAUCCACCUGUUAGGAGCUGAGAGCGCUCCUAUAUUACCCCGGCUAAGACAGUCGACCUAUUCUGGUGCUCACAGCUUUGGUAUCAUUAUUGGGUUACAAUAGGAGGCAAUUAAGAUGAAUAUGAACGAUAGAUGCUUCUUGGAAAUAUAUUCACAAACUAGUAUCUCUAUUCUGUUCACCUUAAUUGGUAUCAAGGAUUACUUGAAGUUAUACAUUUUUUUUUUAACGAAAUUCAAAUGGAAGAGAAUAAAAGCAUUAAUUAGGGUUGCAAAGAUGAAACUGUUUUUCACAAUAUAAUUAUGUAUAAAAUAGAGGUAUGAAUAAAAGAGUAUUUUAACUGUUGAUUAACAUGUGGCAAUCUUCCUCACUUGAAGGUGUAUCGUCAGGGUAUUUGAUUGGUGGGUGGGGGGGAGCAAGACAAUCUAAUUUCUGUUCUCAAUUAAUCACAGGGAUAAUACACAACCAUUGCUUCACUUUGUCACACUUAUCUUCUCUUCCUUUCAUCUCCUUUUUCCCCUUUUUAUCCACUAUGAAAAAAAAAAUCAAGGGGGGAGGGGGAGGUCACCCCGUUAUAUCAAUCACCAGGGCCCCAUCUGAUAGAGAGUUGCGAUUGACCCGAUUAGUCUAAACUAUAUGGAAAACCAACAAUGUCAUAUUUUUACAGGAAAUUUGCAGUGUCCUUUGUAAGAAAAGAAAAGCACACUAAAUUUCAUACAUUUUAGAUGUUGACAUUGCUGGCUUUCCAUAGUUGUGGUUGAUCGGAUCAAUCGCAACUCUGUGGAAGACGGGGCCCAGCCCUGCAUCACUCCAUUUUUCUUCUACUCUCUCUGGGCCUGUCUUACAAAGAGUUGUGAUUGAUCCGAUCAAUUGCAACUAUGGACGGCCAGCAACAUCAACAAGUAUUAUGCAUGUUUGUUCAAAAUAUUUUCUAGCUUUGACGUAUAUUCAUGCAUUCAUUGUUUUCUUGAAAAUUCACUGUGCUUCUCUGUUUACAAAGGACAUUGUGCAAAUUUCUUGUAGAAAAAAUUAUGGCACUGAUGGAUUUCCAUAGAGUUACGAUUGAUUGGAUCAAUCGUAACUCUCUAAGACGGGGCCUCUAUCUCCCACUCUCUCCCCUUCUUCCUCUCCCUCUCUUUUCCUUUACCACUCUCCCACCCAGUUCUUUUUCACAUUCUUUCACUUGUGGCUCUCUUCCUCUUUUCUUGUUAGAACAAAUGUCACCAAUGGAAAGUGGAUUCUGCCUCGAUCACAAAAAAAAAACCUGACUUGUAUGUUAACAAAAGUCAACAAACAUAUAAGGUAUAAGCAUUAGAAUCAGGGAUGUGGAACACCUUUGAAAGUGUGGGGGAGGCUAAUUAUGCAUAAAAGUAACAAUAAUUUUCAUGUUUUCAUGUUUUUCACUGUGUGGGGGAGGCUAAUUAUGCAUAAAAGUAACAAUAAUUUUCAUGUUUUUGUAAACAUGCAUUGAAAAGUUCUGCAGCCUCCUAGAAUAAUGCAUUUUAAAUAAUAAUAAUAGUACAGUUCUUAAAUACGCAUAACACCUACAGGUCUCUAUGCGCGAGGAAAGCGAGAAAUGUGGUGAGAAUUGUAAAUUCAAAAAUUAGACAUCAAAUAAUUAUACAUAAGAUCAGGCAACCAACUUUUUCUGGCAAGUCAUUUUGACUAAUUGGAAGUGUUGACUACUUUCUUUUCACAUUUUGCCAAGAAAUGAGAAAAAUACAAUGCAAUCCGGAAUAAAAAUUGAAAAAUGUCAUGGUUUUCGGAAAGAAUACAGAAUUUUAUGAAAAAUAAUACUUCUGGGCAACAAUAAAGACUGAACUAGCAAACUACAGUAAUAAGCAACAGAAUUGCUUACACCUGAUUGGUUCAAGGCAGAAUUGUUGGAGAAAAUUGCUGGCUAUUUGUUUCUUACAAUGCUCCUAUUAGAAGCCUUUGAUCAAUUAAAACUAGAUUUCAAAUAAUAUCAAUCAAAGUAUGAUUUUUUUCAUGGAUUAGUUUGAUCUUUCAUCGUACAUGGCAUGAGUCUUGAAUCAUCUAUUUUCAAGGCAACUUUCCUCUUACACAAAACCAAGACUAUAAUCAACAAAAUAAGAAAACAAUAUUUUGUUCCUAAAUACUUCUAUUUUUAUUGAGGUUUAUCAUCAUCGUACUCAUAUGGAGGCUCAUACAAACAAGGGGUACAAAAUCUGAAGGAAAUACUGCACAUCAAAUCCAACCCUCUACGUCAACACAUCCAACAUUCAAAGAAAAAUCUACAACCCUGAUUGAUAAUGAUAAAACCACUAUAAAAUUCAGCUUAAUGAAAUAUAUUGUAAAUGGAUAAAGUUUUUAAUCAAGGGCAGUUAUGACUGCCGGCUCCUGGAGCCGAGUUAGAGUACAAUAUGAAACGAAACAGUGUUUAUGAAGUGUUUUAUUUUUAUAAUUCCUGUGGAAUAAAUAAGAGUUAUACUUCUGAAGUAA